This is a messenger RNA of Menidia menidia (Atlantic silverside), 3411 nucleotides long. The record is from the annotation of a GenBank genome assembly. NCBI's taxonomy places the organism in Eukaryota, Metazoa, Chordata, Actinopteri, Atheriniformes, Atherinopsidae.
UAUAAAUUUGCCUUCAAACUGUUUUUUUUUUAAAUAUAUAACUGUACCUUGAUGCAAAAUUGCAUCACACCGUAAAAAUAAUAUAUUUGCUCGUCAAGGCUCUGUGUGAAAGCGGUCCUUAUCGGUGAGCCCAGGUCAGUUGGUAACCGAUCGGAGGUGAUGCUGCAGCAUCGGUGAGGUCUGGUGAUGAUGAGGCUGUUCGACGUUACGGGGACGCCGUUUCCACACUGUGUGUGUGGCAACCAUGUUUUGAGCAAGCGGACGAACGGAACCGAAUGGGCGGAAUAUUAACGAAUGACCUUGCCGUCUUUUUUUUUUUUUUUUACCUGUAUCGACGAGGGAAAAUGGGAUCUUCCUGUCGGGGUUUGUGGAGGUGGUUCGUCGCGUCUGCAUUAAAACAACGGACGAGAUGCUAGCUCGCUAGCAUGCUGUUUGAUGCCCUUUCCUCCGUGACAUUAGCGGGGAUAUCAUUUCAGAUGCGACAGGCAAAACUUUGUAGCCCGUUAACUUCGGUUGGUUUUAAUGUCUGGUUUACGGUUGACUUGAAGGGCCAACUUUACUCGGCCUCCAGCUACUUGUUAGCUGACUUUCGAAGUAGCUAUUAGCGUCAAGGCUAGCCGAAAAUUAGUUCAGCUAAUUAACAUAACGGUAGCUCCAAAAGGGGGGCUAAGAGUCCAGAGUUAUAGUACAGAGUGUACAGCCAUUAACGGAAUCAUCUGAAAGCUGGUCUGUUAAUCAUACCAUAAUGUGAAGCUGCUGAUACUUACAUAUUAUUUUAAAGCAAUAAAGUUGUCCAUAUCGUUAAAGCAUCAUAAAAAUAUCUAUUAUUUUAGAAAAAACUGCCAGCACAUUUGCAUUACGUCAUUCAAGUCCUAGGUACCGUUCGAAUAGUUUUUCGUUUAUGAGCUUUUAAGGUUGAAGACCACAUCAACAGAAACUGAAAAUAAACUUUUAAAGUAACUUUCUAUUGAAUAGAAACUCAUUUUGGUUUGAAUUUACAAAGGUUUUUGGUUAACAUGUUGUUAUAGCAAGGGAGGGGGUCCCCCCCCCCCCCCAUCCAGCUGUUUUUUUUGCCUCCUGCUGAUGGGGAGUAGCUCUUUCCUGCCAAAUAUGCGCCUCUCAUCGUUUCUGGCCGUGUUCAGGCCUGCUCUGCCCCUGAUCCUGGGGCUGUCCCUGGGAUGCAGCCUCAGCCUUUUAAUGGUUUCCUGGACACAAGGGGACUCGGACGACCCCUGUAGGGACGAGCUGGGCAAAGGCCGGCUGUUCCUUGGCCGAGGAGAUGGCUUCAGAGAGGGAAGGGACGGAGCCGGAGAUGAAGAUUUCCAGCCACGCAUUGUCCCCUAUCACAAGGACCCAAACAAGCCUCACAAGAAAGUCCUCAGAACUCGAUACAUCCACACCGAGCUGGGAAUCAGGGAGCGUCUGCUGGUGGGCGUGCUGACCUCCCGGGCCACCCUCAACACGCUGGCCGUGGCGGUCAACCGCACCGUGGCGCACCACUUCCACCGCACCUUCUUCUUCACGGGCCUGCGCAGCCCCAAGGUGCCCCACGGCAUGACGGUGGUCGCCCACGGCGACGACCGGCCGGUCUGGCUGAUGUACGAGACGGUGCGCCACCUCCACCAGCACUACGGCUCCGACUACGACUGGUUCCUGCUGGCCCAGGACGACACCUACAUGCAGGCGGAGCGGCUGGCCGAGCUGGUGGGCCACCUGAGCGCCGGCCAGGACCUGUACAUGGGCCGGGCCGAGGAGUUCAUCGGAGGGGAGGAGAAGGCCCGCUACUGCCACGGCGGCUACGGCUACCUGCUGUCCCGCAGCCUGCUGGCCCGCCUGCAGCCGCACCUGGACACCUGCCGCAACGACAUCCUCAGCGUGAGGCCCGACGAGUGGCUGGGCCGCUGCAUCAUCGACUACUUGGGUCUGAGCUGCGUGGAGGUGCACCAGGAGAUGACUUAUCGCUACUUUGAGCUGGGGAAAAACGCGGAUCCGGAGCGCGAAGCCAGCGCCGAGUUUAAAAGCGCCUUCACAGUUCAUCCGGUGUCUGAACCGAACCUCAUGUACCGUCUGCACAAGCGCUUCAGCCGCAUCGAGCUCGAAUGGACAUACCAGCAGAUUCAGCAGCUCCAGAUGCAGAUCAGUAACCUGAGCGACCUGACACCGGAGGGUAAAGCCGGGAUCACGUGGCCCGUGGGAAUCAACCCCCCCUUCAAACCCAAAACGCGCUUCGAGGUCCUGAACUGGGACUACUUCACGGAGGAGCACAUCUACUCGUGCGCGGACGGCUCGCCCAAGUGCGAGAUGCGGGGCGCCGACCGGGCCGACGUGGGCGCCGUCCUGGAGGUGGCGGUGGAGCGCCUCAACCAGCUCUACCAGCCGCAGGUCCGCUUCCGCAAGCGCCGCCUGCUCAACGGCUACCGGCGCUUCGACCCCACGCGGGGCAUGGAGUACAUCCUGGACCUGGCCCUGGAGGCCUUCACCCAGAAGGGCCACAGCCAGGUGCUGGCCCGCCGCGUGCACCUGCUGCGGCCGCUCAGCGCGGUGGAGAUCAUCCCCAUGCCCUACGUGACGGAGGCCACGCGGGUGCAGGUCAUCCUGCCCGUCACCGCCCAGGACCAGGACUACGUGGGCAACUUCCUGGACACGUACGUGACCAACACCCUGGACACGCACGACAACGUGCUGCUCACCUUCCUCUUCAUCUACGACCCCUUCGACGCGCAGCGCGUCAGCCAGAGCGACGUGUUCGCCGGCGUGAAGGCCAUGAUCGGCGAGGUGGAGAAGCGCUACGGCGACGUGAAGAUCCCCUGGAUCAGCGUGAAGACGGAGGUGCCCUCGCAGGUCAAGCUGAUGGACAUCAUCUCCAAGAAGCACCCGGUGGACACGCUCUUCUUCCUGACCAGCGUGUGGACCGAGGUCAACGCCGACUUCCUGAACCGCUGCCGCAUGAACUCCAUCAGCAGCUGGCAGGUGUUCUUCCCCGUCCACUUCCAGGAGUUCAACCCGGCCGUGGUGUACCGCGAGCAGCCGCCCUCGGCCGCCGGCGCCCCCCCCCCCUUCGGCCCGGAGGCGCUGCGGGACGGCCGCUUCGACCGCCACGCCUUCGAGGAGGCCUGCUUCUACAACGCCGACUACAUGAGCGCGCGCACCAAGAUGGCCGCCGACGUGCUGGACAACGAGGAGCUGCUGGAGAGCGUGGAGGUGUACGACGUGUUCGUGCGCUACUCGGGGCUGCACGUGUUCCGGGCGGUGGAGCCGGCGCUGGUGCAGAAGUACGUGCGGCGGGCGUGCAACCCGCGCUUCAGCGAGGACGUCUACCACCGCUGCGUGCUCAGCAACCUGGAGAGCCUGGGCUCGCGCUCACACCUGGCCAUGGCGCUGUUCGAGCAGGACCAGGCCAACAGCACGUAG